AACUCCGUCUAGAAGGUACAGAAGUAGCUUGAAAAUUGAAAUCACACACGAAAUGGCAUUCUACUGUUGUUUAUAGAAUGAUCUCAAAUCAUUUGAUUAGUAAGUAAUGACAAGAACUAUUUGUGCCGUUCGUAUGGGCAAGAUUAAAUCUGAAAUGUGUAAAAGAAUUGGUUCAAUGUAAACAAUAUCCCAGCACACGUCAAUGGCCGACUGUUACGAGCUCGGCUAUCCAGUCGAACGUUUUGAAAUUGCUGUGAGUCGACGAUUUCAUUGCGCCAUUUGCUUGAAUGUCUUCAAAGAUCCAGUUAUGUGUCGUCGGAAUCAACACCCGUUCUGUCGUGGUUGUAUCACUAGACAUCUUAUGAACUUUCAAACAUGUCCAGUUUGUAUGGAUCAACUAACUGUCGAUACACUUAGCGAUGCUCCGCGGAUUUUAACCGAUUACCUUUCUGAAUUGAGAAUGCGUUGUGAUUUUUAUCCACGUGGUUGCAGUCAGUACAUUAAAUUGGACGAUCUCGAAAGGCACGUUAAUGAUUGUGGUUUCGCACCAGCAGUGUGUUCAAACGAAGGCUGCCUGUCGGUAGUCAACAGAAGUGAAUUAGUUUAUCAUGAGACCACGAUCUGCCAUCGACGAAUAGCCAAAUGUCAUAAUUGUGAACAAUUGACCCAAGAGGUUGGUGAACUUAGAACGAAUUUAACGGUCGUGAACAGCAAGUUGAACAAAAUGGAGUCGACGUUGACCACGUUAGCGACGUCGACGUUGAAGCUUGCCGGAGCAGCUACAAAACUCGACGCCUUUAAGAGUAAUUUGUCUGCGGAAGUCGGUAACAGACUGGAUGGUUUCACUGCCAAACUAAACCGUUUGGAAGCAAUCGAGUGUCGACUUCAAGAACAUCAUCAAAAAAUGAAUACUCGUUUUACCGCUAUAUCUGAACCGCUCGCAAAGUUAUCAAGGCUGGAAAGUGAUCAACAAAGUAAAGUGCCACUACUUAAUAAUGCAGAGAAUAAAAUUGUUGAGAAUAACAACGAAACGUUGAACGUAAUUAUUGCAGGAGGUUUAAUUAAUGGCAAGAAAUUGGGAUCCGUAGAGACGUUCAACCUAUCAACCGGGGCAUGGUCGAAGGAGCAAGCGAUGCAGACAAUUGAGACAAGCGUUUAUGAAGCGUCGUCCGCACUUCACCAUAAUCAACUAAUCAUAUGCGGUGGGCGGACCAGUUCUGGUGUGUCGGACAAUAUGGUGAGACGAAAUAUCGGAAUCAAAUCGGCAAACUGGACUCGGUUUGGCGUUCCGCUACCUACCAAAUUGCGAGGACAGUGUGGCGUUGUUUAUGAUGAUCAUCUGUAUAUUAUAGGAGGCUGCUAUGAGAAUGGUGCAGUUUCCAGUGAAAUCUAUACAACCCAGCUUGUCCCGCCUUAUCGGUCUAACUUGUUGACUAGGUUACCAGAUGGAAUGUCGCAUCAUAGUGUUCAAUUGUUUGGUGAUCAACUUGUAAUCGUUGGAGGCAUUCACGGCUCUUGGUCAUACCGAAGUCGAGUAUGUAAUGUUUUCUUGUACGAUAUUUCAAAGAACGAAUGGAAGCGGUUGGCGCCAGUGCCUUCUGCUGGUGUGCGUGAAAUGGCAACAGUCCGUUGGGGUGAUAAUAUUAUUAUUAUAGGAGGCAUUAAUGCACACAAUAAGCCAUUAAAAACCGUUGUAAUGUAUAAUAUUAAGACUCAAUUAAGUGAGGUAUUACCAGACAUGAUUUAUUUCAGACGAGGCUGCGUAGCAGCCGUUCUUGGAAAUUCUAUAGUUGCAAUAGGAGGCGCAACUCACGGGUUAAAAUGCUUAAAUACUGUCGAGUGUUUUGAUUUCAAGCGGUUUUCGUGGCAAGAACUAUCCUCUAUGAACGAAGCUAGGUAUUUAGCAACUGGCGUCGCUUUUUAACUCUGAAUUGUAACUUACAUAUCUGUUUGAAAGUUUUGUAGUUUGUAAUGUACAAAAGUAGAUUUGAAAUUCAUAUUUGAAUAAGAAUUAAGUAAACCCGUGUAUGUUAUUACUCUGAUAUCGUGCAUAUUUAACGGAAUUUCGCACCAAUUUUUUUAUGGUUGUAUUGUAAAGAGUAUCGAAAAUGACCAAAUAAGGAUACUUUGCCAAACUGUCUAAGCUUGCUUCGUUCUUGAGAUAUUUAACAAUUCUUGACAAGCACAUUAUCCUCACUAUGACGUCACAUUGCAUAAUGACUUUCCAAAAAAACUUCAAGCCCUUGGGACAACAUCGACAUGUCGACAAAUUUGAAAUCAAUUAUCUGUAAGAGUUAUAAAAGUUGUUUUCUUAGAAAGCACUAUGCAAUUUGACAUCAUAGUGAGGAUAAUUUGUAUGCCACCGUUAAAUAUCUCUAAGAAAGAAGCUAUUAAGAUAGUUUGGCAAAGUACUUUAUUAGUAAUUUUGAAUUUUAUUUUUAAUUAAUUUUAUACAAUGUAGUCAUUUAUAAAUCGUGUGAAAUUUCGUUCAAAGUAUGCCCGUUUACAGGUUGGGUGGUGGGCACGACCUAACCUGCGAACAGUAAUACUCUGGGUACUAGAUUGCGGACUUGGUGAAAAUGUAACCUUUCUCACCUAAAUUACCAUUGAGCAGUGCAUCGGCUUUUGCUGAAAGAUGAUCUGCAAAUGAAUGCGCAGCCUGCACGAAUGGCGAGGGGAGGAUCACUUUUUCUAAACUCAAUCCAAUUUAAUUAACUAACUAGCUGUCCCUCCAACGGAUGAAUAUAAAACGCUUUUAACUCUCGAAAACUGUGUUCAGUAACUUUCACUAACUUAAGUUUCCAAAUUUUAAUUUUUAAGGAAAUUAAUUGUUAUUAUUAAUUUUGUUAAAGAUGCGGUAAAGUCCGUAUGUAAACAAAGGCUUUGUUUACAUUUCGGUAUCCAAAAUAUUGAAUUUCAUUCGACAACUAUUUAUAUUUUCAUGAUUCUAGAGUAUAAUAAAUAAAGAAGAGACAACAAUCAAGCUUUGCAAGAACAUAAAAUGAAAUAAAAACCUAAAUAAACUGUUU
Molecule: messenger RNA, 3029 nt
Organism: Paramuricea clavata
Lineage: Eukaryota; Metazoa; Cnidaria; Anthozoa; Malacalcyonacea; Plexauridae
Source: the annotation of a GenBank genome assembly